Molecule: messenger RNA, 1350 nt
Organism: Triticum urartu
Lineage: Eukaryota; Viridiplantae; Streptophyta; Magnoliopsida; Poales; Poaceae
Product: large ribosomal RNA subunit accumulation protein YCED homolog 1, chloroplastic
Source: RefSeq, a predicted model, not a curated record
CGAAAAUGUCCGUAAGUUUAGCCUUAGAGUCGUUAGAGAAAGGGAGAAAGAAGACGAGAAGAUGGUGUAUUAUCCGCUCGCCGCCGCCGUGCGCUGCCACUGCCCGCCCCUCCUCCUCCCCCGCCGCGCCCCGCCGGCGACGGCGGCCACCCCACUCCGUAGCCGCCCCCUCCAGCUCCGUCCCCUCACAUCCUCGCCCGGACUGCGGACCCGUGGCCGCCGCCACGCCGUCGACCCCGAGGACGACGGCGGGGAAGACGACGGCUUCCUCACCCUCGACCUGGAGGACUUCGAGGGGUUCGCCGACGCCGACGAGGAGGCGGAGGGGCCGUCGCCGUGGGAGGGGGCCGUGGUGUACCGGCGCGACGCGGCGGCGCAGCACGUCGAGUAUGCCACCACCCUGGAGCGUCUCGGCCUGGCCGACCUCUCGUCCCCGCACUCCCGCGCGCGCGCCGCCGCCAUGGGCAUAAUGCCCCCCUCCAAGCCGCGGCCCGGCGCCGGGGAGGCCGCGACGACGCCCGUGCUCGUCUCCGUCGACGUCGCCCGGCGCCGCGGCAGGCUCCGGCUCGACGGCAUCCUGCGCACCGUCAUCACCCUCGGCUGCUACCGGUGUGCUGAGCCAGCUGCCGAAGGCGUAUUCGCGAAUUUCUCUCUCCUGCUGACAGAAGACCCGGUGGAGGAACCCGACGUGGUCGACCUCGGCACCAUAUACGAAGAAGACAGAACCAAAUUCCCUUCAAUAACUGGCAGCGAGGACGAGAACGAUGAAGAUAUAGACUGGGAUGACCGCCUGCAUUUCCCGGCCGGGGAGAAGGAGAUCGACAUCUCGAAGAACCUUCGGGACAUCAUCCACCUGGAGAUAACGCUGGAUGUCUUCUGCAGCAGCACCUGCAAGGGCCUGUGCCUCGUCUGCGGCGCAAACCUCAACACGAGUAGCUGCAGCUGCAGCAUGGAGGAGCCGCAGGCCAAGGACGCCAGGCGUCCGGGAACCCUCAAAGACCUGCUGAAGCCUAUGCAGAGAAGAUUAUGAUGAGGCAGACAGUGCAGAUGUAGGUAUCUUGUAACCUGUGUGAUAGUCUUUAGGAUUGCCAUGAGCAAGAUAUGCAGCCCGGUGAAAAUGCAAAUACUUGAUGGUGGCGAUAGAGGGGAACUAGACCUGCGACAUUUGAGUCGCAUCUCAUGCUUCGCUGCACCGACGGUGCAAAUCUCUUUGGCAGUUCCUCAGAAGUUCAUGAUUAUCAUUUGUAUUGCCUCAUCUUACUGUCUGAAAGUAGAAGCCCGCAAUGCAAUGCUAGGAUAUAAUGUUGUACCGCAAAACCUGAAAUGAUAUGUACAUUUAUCACUGGUUAA